AUGUCCGCACCAAGCUCAAACCAUUACGGGCAGCCAAGCCCAGAGGAGCGCGCCUUCCGGGAGCGAUUCGCCGCGCUCUCACAAAAAUGUGCCGAACGUGGUAUACAGUGGAAGAAGUUUGACAAGAUAGCGCGAAGAGCGCUGGGACACGUAAACUAUCGGGGAUUGUACAAUGACAAGAUUCCCAACGACAAGAACCUUCCAGGACGACUCGGCGGGUUGCCUUCCGUGAUUCGUUCGGAGAAACUCGUGGACCCACCAAAGAUAGCCGCAAUUGUGCUCGAUUUAUGGGAAGGCCAUCGCCUCUUGGGUAACUUGUUCAUCGCAGUCGCCAAUGCGGUAGCGGACGACUCAGGAUACCACAGCGCGGAACCUGAAGAUCAAGAUCGCGACGCAGACAACUCGGGAUCCCAUCCCCUGGAAGCUAAAGGGCAAGAUCACGAGGCAGACACUUCGGGAUCUCGUUCCUCGGAAGCUGAAAAGCAAGAUCGCAACACAGACGCCUCGAGAUCUCGUUCCCCGGAAGCUGAAGGGCAAGGUCACGACGCAAACAACUCGGGAUUUUGUUCCGAGGAAGCUUAUGUGUCAGAAGCCCAAGUUGAGGCAAUUCGCUCCUUGGUGGCCGCUGCUCGCGGAAUCAUCGACAAGUCUCCGACGUAUCGGAAACGCCACAAGACGACCGAGUCUCUACUUGAGCUAAUUUACCUCGGUUGGCAGGCAAAGGUCGAAGAACGUGCCAGAAAAAGCAGGGCGAGCGCAGUAUGGGCGAGCACAACAUGCCCGAGCAUAUCUGAUGGCGCGAACAGCUGGACAUACCCCGGCACCAAGGAACAUCUGGACGAGCUCGCCAAGGUUGUCGAAGAUGGCACAGCGGGGGGCGCCGCCCAUCAUGCAUACAAAAAGUUGGGAGGGCUCAUCAAUGGUGAAAGAACAUCCACCACGGAAUGA
Anthostomella pinea is the source of this 948-nucleotide messenger RNA. NCBI's taxonomy places the organism in Eukaryota, Fungi, Ascomycota, Sordariomycetes, Xylariales, Xylariaceae. The record is from the annotation of a GenBank genome assembly.